CAGGUCACUGUUGCAGAGGCGCAUUUGUGUGAGCGGCCGUAGUGCGGGACGGAGGAGCACAGCACAAGGGAGAGGAUUACUACUGCUUUGAGGACCCUUGGGCUGAUUAGAGUAUUUACAAGAGCUUUGCAAUUGAUUUAACCUAUUCUUUCAUUAAGGAGAACAACCAAAAGGAUUAAGAAAAGCUGAGCACAAUCUAACUGACCAUGGGAGUUCUGGAGACACAUCUCAUUCUUGGGAUUGUCUUACUAGGAGUGUUUUCAGAUAAGAUUACACAUCAGAACUUACACACAGAUGCGGAUGAACUAAAGGACUUCAGCAUUGAGCUAAGAGCCACUGUGGAGGAUUUGAAAGAGGGGGAUGCGUUCAAUCUCACCUGUGAAACUCCACCUGGACAUGCUUUCCGCCAACAAUGGCUGCAUCCCCAAAAACAGGCCAGAGAGGCUAUUCCAAUGAAAUUAACUUUCCCGGACAAGGUUCAGUACAUCCUCAGCAUCCCAAAAGCCUCUUUGGCAGACUCUGGACACUAUGAGUGUGCUGUAACUGAACAAAUCAUUGGACGUACCAAGUCUGCCAGCCUGAGUAUCACAGUCCACAAGAGUGAUUUUGUGGAAGUUAUAUCUAAUGGUAUUGAGCCAGUGGAGAUUGUCUCUCUUCUGGAAGACAAAGAGUUCACCAUUUACAUUGAUUCUGACCCUGAACCUAAGGUCAGUUGGUUCAAAGAUGGCCUUCCAUUGGAUGAAAGUUUUAUCUCCACCAAGACCACUCAUCUGCAAGGCCUCAGGUAUGAGAAUAUCUUUGUUCUCCAACACCCCAUUGAGGAGGACAGCGGCAUCUAUGAGAUUGUUGCAUCUGCUGGCUCCAGGAGUUCAAGAUUUUCAUUUAAACUCUUGGUUGAAGCCGUGUACCAAGUGUCACCACUAAUGGUGCUGGCUCCAGUGAUGUGGCCCCAGAGGGAGAGCAUGGAAGUGUCUCUCCACUCCAUUUUCCGACUCACAUGUCGGGGUCAGGAAGAGCUCUCCUGGCAGGGCCCCAUCUAUCUUCAUGAUCAGACCUACACUCAAAAAAAAGGACUAUUCAUAUCCACUGUGACUGUUGACAAUGCAACAGCUGCCCACACUGGAGAGUACACCUGCUUCUACGAGGCCAGUAAUAACACUGAUGGGAGCACCAUCUACAUAUAUGUUCCAGAUCCAAAAACACCGUUUGCACCUUCCAUGACUGCCUUUGACAACCAUGUGCUGUCAAGUCAUGAGGAAAUGGAAAUCCCAUGCCGUGUGACAGACCCCAGCACCAGUGUCUCUCUGGUUCACAUUGAGACGGAUCAGGUUUUACCCAGCAUCUAUGACAGCAAGAGAGGUUUUGUUGGCCUCUUCGUUGCUGGGACAUACGUCUGCAAAGCCCUCAUUGGUGGACAGGAGCACGAUAGUAUAGAGUACAUUGUUCAUGGCUGGACAGGAGGCUCUGAGCUGAGAGUUGAGCUACGGGCAGAGAAGAGGGCUCUGUUGGUGGGUGAGACCAUCACUGUGGACUGUGUGGCUAGAGGCAGUGAGAUGCUGGAUGACCACUGGAAGUACCCUGGAAAACUGGCGAAUCGAGGCGUAAAGACAGUAAAGGAGAAUAAGAAAGAUCUGGAGAUCUUUUAUACUCUCAAAUUGUCUAAUGCCUCAGCAAAAGACAGUGGUAUCUACACCUGCUCCAUCACUGACAUUAUGAGCAAUGAGAGCCAAACCAAACAGCUCACUAUUACAGUCUAUGAUCAUGAGUUUGUGCACCUGAAUCCAGAGUUUGGUGCAAUGGAGACUGCUAUGCUCGAUGAAGUUCGUGAGUUCAGGGUGGACAUAGAGUCUUUCCCCGCCCCAAAAGUUACAUGGUUAAAGGACGGUUCCAUCCUUGGAGACGUCGCUGCAGAAAUAAACACCAAUCUUCUGACAAUCAGUGAGACCAGUUACCAGGGUGUGUUGACCCUGAUCAGGGCUAAAGCAGAGGACAGUGGGAAUUAUACCAUCAGAGCAGAAAUAGAUGACCUGACUACCAGCAACAGCUUCUACCUUCAGGUGAAAGUUCCGCCUGUUAUUGUGGAGCUGAUGGAUCUCCACCAUGGUUCUGCUGCUGGCCAGGCAGUGGUGUGUACUGCUGGGGGUUUCCCCAUCCCUGUUGUGGAGUGGUAUAUUUGCAAAAACAUUAAACACUGUGCCAACGAUUCCUCCCCGUGGUUGCCUCUUCAGACCAACUCUACAGACAUUUCGGUGGAAUUACGUAUCAUUGAGGACAACCACAUUGAGAGCCAGGUCGUCUUCGGCCAUCUUAAGAGCACGAUUGCUGUGCGUUGUCUGGCCAGGAAUGACAUGGGCAUUGUUUCACGGGAAGUUAAACUAGUGUCAAGUGGUCCACAUUCGGAGCUCACUGUGGCUGCUGCUGUUCUGGUGCUGCUGGUCAUUGUCAUCAUCUCACUCAUUGUGCUGGUCAUUAUCUGGAAACAGAAACCACGUUAUGAGAUCAGAUGGCGUGUCAUUGAGUCUGUCAGUCCUGACGGUCAUGAGUACAUCUAUGUGGAUCCCAUGCAGCUUCCAUAUGACUCCCGAUGGGAGUUCCCCCGGGAUGGCCUUGUUCUAGGUCGUGUCCUGGGCUCUGGCGCAUUCGGGAAGGUGGUGGAGGGCACAGCUUAUGGACUGAGUCGUUCUCAGCCUGUUAAGAAAGUGGCCGUGAAAAUGCUUAAACCGACAGCGCGCUCCAGUGAGAAACAAGCUUUGAUGUCGGAACUGAAAAUUAUGACUCACCUGGGCCCUCACCUGAACAUUGUCAACCUGCUGGGAGCAUGCACCAAAUCAGGACCAAUCUACAUUAUCACAGAGUAUUGUUUCUAUGGAGACCUGGUGAACUACCUGCAUAAGAACAGAGAUGGGUUUCUCAGCCGGUACACAGAAAAGGGCAAAAAAGAUUUAGACAUCUUUGGCAUCAACCCAGCUGACGAGAGCAGCAGGAGCUAUGUCAUCCUCUCGUUCGAGGGGAAAGGCGAAUAUAUGGACAUGAAGCAAGCGGACACCAUGCAAUACGUCCCCAUGCUGGAAAUGAACGAAGCUUCAAAAUACUCUCCCAUUCAGAGAUCAGACUAUGACCACCCUCCCUCUCAUAGACAGUUUAACGAGAGUGAAGUUGAGAGUCUUCUCUCAGAUGACACCAAUGAAGGACUGACGACAAUGGACCUCCUCAGUUUCACCUAUCAGGUGGCUCGAGGGAUGGAGUUCUUGGCCUCUAAGAAUUGUGUACAUAGAGACUUGGCUGCACGCAAUGUCCUGCUGUCUCAAGGCAAGAUAGUGAAGAUAUGCGACUUUGGGUUGGCCAGAGACAUCAUGCAUGAUAAUAAUUAUGUCUCCAAAGGAAGUACCUUCCUUCCAGUGAAGUGGAUGGCUCCUGAGAGUAUUUUUGAUAAUUUGUACACUACACUAAGUGACGUCUGGUCUUAUGGGAUCUUAUUGUGGGAGAUCUUCUCUCUUGGUGGGACUCCUUAUCCGGGUAUGGUUGUGGAUUCCAGCUUCUACAACAAGAUUAAGAGUGGAUACCGAAUGACAAAACCUGAGCACGCUUCCAGUAAUGUCUAUGAACUUAUGAUGAAGUGCUGGAACAGUGAACCAGAGAAGAGACCGUCCUUCCUUGGCCUUAGUGAGACAGUGGCCUCCUUGCUACCCUCAGGAUAUAUGAGGAGCUAUGAACGUGUGAAUCAUGACUUCUUGAAGAGCGACCACCCUGCUGUGACCCGAGUGCAGUGCAUUGACAAUGAUGAUGCAUACAUGGGUGUGCUCUAUAAGAACCAGGGCAAACUGAAGGAUCGCGAGAGUGGGUUUGAUGAACAGAGACUCAGCUCUGACAGUGGCUACAUCAUUCCUCUGCCAGACCUCGACCCAUUGUCAAAUGAAGACUACAGCAAGAGGAACCGGCACAGUUCUCAGACAUCAGAGGAAAGCGCCAUAGGCACGGGCUCUAGCAGCUCCAUGACCAAGCGUGAGGGAGAGACCCUGGAAGACGUCAACUUGCUGGACGAGAUGUGCUUGGACUCAGGAGACCUGGUGGAGGACAGUUUCCUGUGAGAGAAAGAUGCAAAGAGAGGGACACCUCAUAGACAAAAGUUGGCAUUCUCCAGCAGCCUCCUAUUCAUUCCAAUUUGACUGCUCUCUCUCUCUCUCUCUCUCUCUCUCUCUCUCUCUAUCUAUCUAUCUAUCUAUCUAUCUAUCUAUCUAUCUAUCUAUCUAUCUAUCUAUCUCUCUGCAUUCUUCACUCAAUUCUUCCUCACCUCACUCUCUUGGAUCCUUCUGAAGAAAAAUACUCUUUGAUGCAUGAUUGUCAAUGAGCGUGCCAAGGUUUUGUAGAAUGGACAUCGCCCUCUAACGGUCUGGAGGAAUAGGAGCGUAGAACAGGACUUUGUGAGCACUCUUGAUGGGGCUCAGUGACUCUUAUGGAGGGGGAGUGGGGAAAUGUUUGUUUCUGUAUAUAACUUCUGUAUGUUUUUAACGUGUGUGUGUGUGUGUGUGUGUGUGUGUGUGUGUGUGUGUGUGUGUGUGGCGUGUGUGCGUGUGUGCGUGUGUGUGUGUGAGUGGUUUGUGUGGAACUUUAUUUUGAUGGGCAUUCCAAUCAGCAAUAUAAGCAAGACCAUGUCAAAGACCCAAGUUCACAACAGCUUCCUUCCAACGCAGUCCACCUGAGCUUCAAAAACCACAACAGAGUUUUAAAAAUAAGCCUUCACCAGGCCAAACAACCUGACCUCCCUCUUAGAUCAGGCCUGUUUUUUCCUCACUCCCACAAUUUUACAGGAUUCAUCCUAUGUAACUUGAGGAGCAUUGCAUCCUCUGAAAAGCACAUACCCCGGACUACAUAGAGAUUUUAUGUAACUAAUCAGAUAUCGUCAAUGUCUCAAUAAGUGUGGCCAUUUGGAUUUUAUUUUUUUACACUUUAGAUAGUAUAAAGAUGUGAAUUUUUGUGAAUAUUGUGUUGGGUGGGGAUAAAUUGUGUAGUGCUAAAUAAAGAAAUUGACAACUGUGUUUUGACUUGUGAGUCACAUUUUAAUUUGUGUGACUUCAGCCAUUAUUAGAUCCUGAUACAAAGCUAUUUAUGAAAUUAUUAUAUCAGGCCAAAGUUUUUACCUUUCUGUCCAUAGGGUAUAAAGCAUAGCUACAAUUUCACAUUAGUACACAGCUAUAUUUAUCCUGUGAAGACCCUAGUGAUUUUAGGAAGUAACAGGUCUUGAGCGGUAACCAUCCUUAAUCAAAUUGGUUGAAUAAGCUGGUAAAAUGGUUUUGUAAUAUAAUGCUGGUUAACAUUGAUUUGUUGAACUUUUUAAAAUGAAAUGGCUUAUUGCAUGGCUUAGAUUAAGAAUUGUCAUGUCAGCUUUUUGUGCUUUUACCUCAAAAGCUUACUGCAGUAAUGGUGAUAUUAAAUUCCUAUAAACACAUAAAAGAGGUCUUUUGUGAUUCAGUAACAUUACCUGCAGACUAGAAUGCUUUUGGCUUAAGUAAUAUUAAAUAUUUUAAGUAAUGUUAUACAGGCUCAGGCUCAUGUUUAAUUGUCAUUCCAUUUUUUUUUUAUUGUGUGAAUCUUAUAUAAGUAUUAAGCCGUCUGCAAAUCAUGUCCUGGCAGAAGUACCAACUCGCAGCUUUUUUAAGAUUUAUGUUUCCCCUAAUGCAAAGUAAUUGAAAACCAUAGUGGAAAUUUACAGAGAUAGUUACAGCCUACACAAGCCUACAUUUCAGCCAGAUCCUGUAGUCUUGAAGUAUCUAAGAGACACAUCAUUAAGAUUUUUAUUUUUUUUUUUGGAUGUUGUACAUCACUGUUCAUUGUAAAUGUGUAUCAUUGUAUAUCAGGACUAUCAGCAUAUCACUGCCUGCCCAUGUCUUCUCCCUCUACUGUGGUCUGUUCCAUGGGCACGAUGAGAGGAAUAAAAACUGUUGCACUUUUAAAACUCUCCUUUUGAAUAUUGUAUUCUUGCAUUUCUUUGUUCUGCUUUUUUGUUGUGUGUAGACCUUUCAAAUUUAAGAUGAUAAAAAAGGCAAAUUAUGUAUUUCUAAAGAGACAAUAGAGUGAAUGUUUUUGUUGUGGAGGAAGAAGGGAAAAACAGAGCUAUGAAAUAUUUUCCAUGGUACAAUAUGCGUAAUUCUUGGUAGUUAUUCUCUUUUACAGAUGUUAUACUUUUGCUAUAAUAUGCAUUGUGACAAUGUGCAUUAAGAAGAUUUAUAUUUCAAUAAAUGAGAUUUAAAAAUG
Molecule: messenger RNA, 6252 nt
Organism: Xyrauchen texanus (razorback sucker)
Lineage: Eukaryota; Metazoa; Chordata; Actinopteri; Cypriniformes; Catostomidae
Product: platelet-derived growth factor receptor alpha
Exons: 27
Coding region: 207-4088 (1293 amino acids)
Biological process (GO): multicellular organism development; protein phosphorylation; embryonic cranial skeleton morphogenesis
Cellular component (GO): signaling receptor complex
Molecular function (GO): platelet-derived growth factor binding; platelet-derived growth factor alpha-receptor activity; ATP binding
Source: RefSeq, a predicted model, not a curated record